GCCACGAAAAACAACCCCAUUCGCAAUCUCGCUACUUAUCUCUGUUCGUCUCUAGUACUAGAUAGUUUUAGCGCAGUGUAGCGCGAUUCGAAUUUUUUUACUAGGAGCACGUAGUAAAGGAACUUUAAAUAUUAACGACGGAAAAGAAGAAUAAAUCAUACGGUUCUUUGUUGUGUAAUCUAUAUCACAAUCUUUUUUGCCGCAUUUAUUUCUGGAAUUAACGUAUAACUAUAAUCCUUCUGCUUAUAAAGAAAUAAAUGAAUGUGUAGUGCGCCCUAAUGCUCGUGUAUUAGAUCAUGUUCGCGUUAUUACAGUUCACCGAUAAUACAUAUCACAUAUGCAAAUCGGGAGAUUUAAGUACUCAAUGUGUGGAUGGGAAACAUCUUUAUUCUUUAAAAUAUGAUAAAAAGAAAAGACAUGAAGCCCGGCUUGUGGUUUACGACGAAAGUGCUAUACUCCUGAAUAGAAUGAAGAAGAAUCUUGAAUCCAAUGUCCAUGACAAAGAAAUUGAUACAAUUAAAUCCCAAGAAACUUCAGUUGAAAUAGGUAAUCUGAACGCGAGUAGGCACCAACCUGUUCAAUUAGAAAAUGCAGCCAUCACUGACAUCAACGGUUCUCAGACACAUGCAUUGUUGGAAGCGAAAUUGGAACUCUCUGUGGAUCUUGGAAAUGGCAUUGAAACCGAAUUAACAAGUUUUUCCGUUUGUAAAGUGGAAAAUCUUAAUAUUUCUGGGGACUCUUUAACUGAUGAUGUUCAUAUCGCAACGCCGUUGGAAUUAAGCAAUGAUUUAGAUAGUUCUGAUAACACGUAUAUUAUAUCUCCCAUGGUUGGAUCGAAAAAUGAUUACCUUCAACUGUCAUAUGUGAGUUUACAUGGAGACGAUCAUGAAUCUUCUCAUAUUGAAACCCUGAGCAAAAAUUCUUCAGCCAACAAAUUGGGUACAUCUAAUGACUUGCACGUGUCUCUCAUAGAAAAAGGUCAAACUGUUCCUGAUGACAUGAAUUUAGAGGUAGAACAUUCCUCGCAGCGUUCGAAAAGAUAUUUUUGCUGUUACUGUAAAAAAACCCAGACUAAAUUUGCUCGUCAUUUAGAGUUAAUCCAUAGUCAAGAACAAGAGGUACAAUGUUUUCUUCAGCUUCCGGUAAACGACUUUGAAAGAAAAAGUAUCAUUGCAAAGCUAAGAAAAAAAAGCAUCCAUGAGUUCAACACCAAUAGCCAAUACAAUACGGGAGAACUGAUGGUAUGCAGGCGCCCAAACGAAGGAUUAAAAAAAAAGAGCUAUUGAUUUCACUGUCUGCGCAUACUGCAAAGGAUAUUAUGCCAAAUCCGUAUUCAGACAUCAUUUCCGAAAGUGCUCUAAGCUUAGUAGCGAAAAUAAUAGAAUAGGAAUGGUUAAAGGUCGUGAAGUUGCUGGACGGGUUCAUGAAAAGGCUAGUAUGUCUGUAAAGAAAUAUAUAAUCUCGUACAUGCGAGAGGAUAAUAUAUUCUAUGAAAUCCGAUUUAAUGAAUUAUUGACUUUGUUUGCUAAUAAAGAAUGCGAAAGAUACGGUAUUCAGCACCAUUAAUACCAAAUGAUUCGUUCAUAUUUACGGUACCUUGGUCGUUUUUUAGUAGCUAUGAAAAAAAUCAACUCAAAAAUCACCACUUUUUCAUCAAUUUAUCGACCAAAAUUGUAUGAUGACUGCAUACUAGCAGUCAAACAUGUUGCUGCGUUUAACGAUAGCACACACGUAUAUGGAAAUCCAUCGGUUGCUAUAUCUUUGGGCAUUCUCUUGAAAAAAGUUGCUGAAAUAUACCGUUCUGUCUGUAUAAAAAAUGGAAGAGAUGAAGAAUUAAAACUCUUACAAGAUUUUAUCUUUUUACAAAACGAAGAUUUUGGCAUAAACGUCAAUAAAGUUGCAAAUGAAUCAUUGGAGCAACAGAAAUGGCAAAAGGAAGGUCCCUUCAUGGAUGAUAUUUCGAAGUUACAUGACUAUGUCACACACAAGCGAAGAUCUGCUUUUCAAAAUCUGAAGGAAAAGUUCUUCUACUGUGCCUGGUGUGCCCUCGCGGAAGCAACUCUUUUAUCCAUUCAACUGUUUAAUAAAAGAAGCCCUGAGGAAAUCGAAAGGAUAUUAUUGGAUGAUUUUCAUACCUGUGAAAAGAUACACACUGACUCCAAGAACCCUAUUUUCAAAUCACUUUCGAAGGAGUGUCAAAAUGUGGUGAACGCAUGUGCACGAUGUAUGAUUCGUUAUGUGAAAGGUCGUCAAAUACAUAUCCUUUUGAGCUUCGACAUAUUGCAGUGUGCUAAGCUUGUGGAGACAUGUCGAAGUAAGGUCAAUGUACCACCGACCAAUCCAUAUCUCUUUGGAGUACCUAGUAACGAUGAAAAUAGUCCUAGAUGUCCUAGUUACGACAAUUUGCUGAAGAUAGCGGCGUUAAAUCACCAACACUGUUGAGCGGAACAGAAUUGCGGAAGCAUAUUACCAAAAAAUGGAGGCAUUUUGAUUUGUCAGUAAAUGUACAGCAGCAAGGUUGUUUGAGAGAUAUUUUGGUAUUAUCAAAAAUUUUAGAAAUAGCUCAAGGUACACAUAGAAAUACAACGGAAGAUAACGGUUUCAACUGUGGCGACCAUUCAGUGAUGAAUUCAGUGCCCGAUAAACAUAUCGCUGACACUCCUAAUGAAUCUUCAAGUAGUGCUACUGAACAACCUUCCUCUAAACACGCUAGAAUUGCAAACAAUGUCUCAACAGUGAAGGAGGAGGAACAUGAAGAGGAAGAGAUGCCAUCAAAAAGAAGAUUCUCGUUUGGACACUCAUCGCACUUAAACCAAGAAGAGCCGCCUUGCUAUGGACGAAACAAAGCGGGAUGAUCUAAAAAUGUUGUCAAUAACUGUUUAACAGACGCAAAAAAUGACAAAUUGGAUUCGACCCGUAUUUCACUAUCUCCAGAAUCCAAUAGAUGGCGGUAGCUGUUCAUUGCAGUUAGAGUCCCUCUAGUACGAAUCACUGGAGAUAAAUGGAAGAAAAGCGAGAUCAGGAUAAUCUACGUAAGACGUCACAGAGAUAUCUGUCGAGUGACAUCCAAUAGGCAUGUCUUCGACCGACGUCGUCCUGUCCGAAGCCACCGAGAA
This is a messenger RNA of Cephus cinctus (wheat stem sawfly), 3116 nucleotides long. RefSeq lists its product as uncharacterized. The transcript is spliced from 8 exons. The record is from RefSeq and is a predicted model, not a curated record. Bases 297 to 1286 code for a protein of 329 amino acids. NCBI's taxonomy places the organism in Eukaryota, Metazoa, Arthropoda, Insecta, Hymenoptera, Cephidae.